AUGGGAAUAUUCUGCGAAAUAAACUUAUUCAAACCAUGUGAUGGAGUAUUUAUUGCUGGGAGUACAGUUAGAGGAAUGAUAAGAUAUGCUGUAGACAAAGAAAUGACUUGCACUCAAAUUACUGUGUCUUUAAAAGGUAAAGGUGAAUUGAGAUUACGGAGAAAAGACAAUGACAAGAGCGAGCAGCAAACCUACUGGAGUAGAGAAGAAUACCUAGAUAUAAACAAUGUAAUUACAGAAACAGGUAAAAACACUGUAAUUCCAAUAGGGUCGUAUGAGACGCCGUUUAAUUUUCAAUUGCCAUACAACAUUCCGCCGACGUUUCACUACUCGAAUAGCACCUUUCCGUACGAUAUCUAUUCUAAUAUUCGAUAUCAUGUCUGCAUCAAAUUUGAGAGACCCGGCUUUUGGAAAUUUAAUAAAAAUUUCAAAAAAGAUAUUAUUGUGGAAUCUGGAAUAUCUCCGAGGCUACCACUCGAACCUGUUAUAUACGGAGAGCAGAAAAAGUUAAGGCAGUUGUUUAGCCGUAAGAAUAGUAUUGUUACCAUAAAAGCUAGUGUAGCUAAAUCAGUAAUUGCUCCUGGUGAGAAAGUAGAGUUGGAAUAUGAAGUAACAAAUGAUACGAACGUUACUGUGAAAGCGGUGGAAAUAAAAAUUGUGGAAGAGUUUAAAUUCACAACUAAAUCCCGAACAGCGACACAAAAUUGUGACGUCCCGCAAACGGAAUCCAAAACGGGGUCGAUUAGACCCAACGAAAGUCUAGCAAUGCGUGUUGACAUUGUUGUACCUCCAAACAGGAAAUCACUUGAUUUCUCUAAAAUUGUAGCGAGAGAUUAUUUUGUGCUUAUAACUGUGGAGCUCCCUUUUCCACAUUUUAAUGCAAGGCUACAAAUUCCUAUUCAAAUUGGCAACACUGAGGAGAGCAACUAUCUCCAGCCGCCUCCGCCUCCGUCCUACUGGGAAGCGAUGGGCGAAGAUGAAAAAGAUGACAAAGACUAUGGAAAAGAUGUCAAAGAUUAA
Parnassius mnemosyne (clouded apollo) is the source of this 1020-nucleotide messenger RNA. Lineage: Eukaryota; Metazoa; Arthropoda; Insecta; Lepidoptera; Papilionidae. The record is from the annotation of a GenBank genome assembly.